CCCGCCCAAACAAAACAACAACACAGCCUUACUGUCUCACUCUCUCACUCUCUCAGUUUCAAUGAGCCUUACAGUCGAUCGUGGUCGUCCACCGAACCUACCCUCACCGGCGAACCGGCGACCAGUCCCAACGGCGACCCCACGACGACCACAGCUCCACCGCUUCAGCCUCUACGCUGCGUGAACUCCACCGCGACGACCACCAUCAGUUCAGCAUAGAUCACGAACCAGAUUUAGAAAUGGCUUCUUCUUCUAAUGACAACAGCAACAUAAGAUUAAAACCGAGAAUGUGCAAUUGUGGAAGAACAGCUGCCAUACAUAUCGUAAAAACUAAUGAGAAUGGAAAUAAAGGGCGUUUGUUCUUUGUUUGCCCAUCAAAAUAUACUGAAAAUCCCAAUUGCAAUUACUUCAAGUUCGUGGCUGAAGAUGACGAAGAUGUGACUUCCACAAUCCGUUCCAACACUAGAGCUUCUGAUGGUGUUACAGUAGAAGACUUUAACGAGCUGAGGAGGAGGCUGUAUGACGUGGAAAAUGAACAUGGCGACUAUGGUCGAAGGCUUCGAAUGGUGGAAAAUAUUUUGAAGGCGAUGGUGUAUUUGAUUGUAUUUGCUUUACUUUUGUACUUUAUGAUGUAAUGUUAUUAUGGAUUUAUGGAUUUAAAGUUAUUAUGGAUUUAUGGAUGUAAUCUACUUUAUGAUGUAAUGUUAGUAUCCGAAAAAUUUAACUAAUGUUAUUAUGGAUUUAUGAUGUUUGUACUUUAUGAUGUUUUUAUGAAUGGAAUUUGGGAAGUUGGGAAUGA
Messenger RNA from Camellia sinensis, 799 nucleotides. NCBI's taxonomy places the organism in Eukaryota, Viridiplantae, Streptophyta, Magnoliopsida, Ericales, Theaceae. The record is from RefSeq and is a predicted model, not a curated record.